AUGGACCCCCGAAGGGCUCGAGAUCCCCGUCUCGUACGAGCAGAUCCCCGGUUACUACGUGUUCAGCCAGAUCCAACACCAACACCAACGCCUCCCCCUCAAUAUCCUCCACCAUCUCAUUCUGGAGAGAAUGGCUCUGGCUCAGCGCUUGUGGCGUUGACUUCCCAAAUACAACCGAACAAUACAGUUGAAUACAGUCAAAUGCCGGCGCAAAAUUCCCCACCAACAUCUCAAGAUAAUGCUGUAACACUUGGGUACAAACCCCGCCCCUUGUUCUGUGUCGUCUGUGCGAGUAAUCAAAACAGGUCUAUGGAAGGGCAUUCUGUCCUAUCUAAAGCAGGAUUUCGGGUGAUAUCGUCCGGUACCGGAUCUGCUGUACGAUUGCCAGGCCCGUCAAUAGACAAACCCAAUACAUACGCCUUUGGAACACCUUACAAUACCAUCUUCGAAGAGUUAUCCUCGAAAGACCCUAGGCUAUAUUCCGCCAAUGGUGUACUUCAAAUGAUUGACCGUAAUCGACGGAUUAAAACAGCACCCGAACGAUGGCAGGAGAGCCGGGCUGUUGCAGAUAUCGUCUUUACCUGCGAAGAACGUUGUUUUGACGCUGUUUGUGACGACUUGUUGUCAAGAGGGGGAGAGUACAAUCGUCCAGUUCACAUUAUCAACAUUGAAAUUAAGGAUAAUCACGAAGAGGCUCUCAUUGCAGGAAAAGCAAUGCUGGAUCUGGCCACAGCUAUUGAAGCUGCGGACGACAUUGACGAUGAGAUUGACCAUAUCCUAGAAGUACAGGAGGAAAAACAUCCGCACAGCUUAUUGCAUGCUGUUGCAUUCUACUAG
This is a messenger RNA of Guyanagaster necrorhizus, 837 nucleotides long. Its product is annotated as Ssu72-domain-containing protein. Lineage: Eukaryota; Fungi; Basidiomycota; Agaricomycetes; Agaricales; Physalacriaceae. The coding region runs from base 1 to 837 and encodes 278 amino acids. The transcript is spliced from 6 exons. The record is from RefSeq and is a predicted model, not a curated record. Gene Ontology annotation, molecular function: phosphoprotein phosphatase activity. Gene Ontology annotation, biological process: mRNA processing. Gene Ontology annotation, cellular component: nucleus.